AGAAGAGAUUUUUGUGGUGUGGUGGUAGGUGAAGUGAAGAGUGUGGAUGAGAGGAAUGAGGGUGCUUUGGUGCUGAAAUGGUUUUGACUAAGUGAGUUGUUAGGAUUUUAAUUUGUGGUUAUUACAUGAUAUUCAUAACUCAUCAAGACAUGAUUCAGUGCAAUAAUAGAUAUAGUGAAAAAAUAAAUAAUCAUAAUUUCAAUUCAUAUACUAUAACAAUAAUUGAGAUCUGAAUGACCAAUCAGUUAUGAGCCGAUUACUGGUAGCCUUUCGAAUAAUAUGGCUAAAAAAAAGAAACGUAGCGCCAAGACUGUCUCAAGCCAUUCUUCUGUACCAGAAUUUCGAUUUAAAACAUUAGAGUCUUAUAACAAAAAAUUAUCCAGCGCUCUGCAAGAUUAUUUAAAGAUCGACUCCAGUUAUAAUUUAAAAGGAAAAGAAUUAGUGGUGAUGGCUGAGAAUAUAAUGUUAACUGGGGAAGGAAAUGGAGUGAUAAUCAAUAAUGUCGAACGUCAAGAAGAGAUAUCAUCCCAACCCAAAUCAAACGCCACUAAAGAACUGUUGCCCAAUGAUAUACAACAAAUAGUUUUAGGUGAUUUGGAAUUAGUGACCGUAGGCCGCCAUGAAAAUGUCGGCACCGACGAUCAGCAUUCUUGGCAUGGCAAUUCUGAAGAAGAAAGCAUCAUCUGUGAUGCAAUGGAAGUGGACUCGGAGAGUCACAUUGAAGAGGAGGAGACAUCAUGUCGCCAGGAGGCGAAUCGAGUCGAGGCAUUCGAUGGCGUCGACCCUAGCAACGAUUCACUGUCAGAGGGCGAGCACACUUAUUCCAAUCAAGGGUCGGAUGCUCAGCGCACUGCUGAAUAUCUUCAAGUGGAAUCAGGAAUAAUUACAAUUUCCAGACAAAGUGAUUACGAGAGUAGUGAUGAAUCUAAUAGUGAAUCAGACAUUGUUGAUCAGUGCGCUGAUAGCAUCAGUGCUGUUCUAGGAUUUAGUGACAGAACAAUUUUUUCAGUGAAUAUAGCCAAAGAUAACUCUGAUGACGAGGCGUCUAUGGUUGAUGGUGAAGUUAGUGAAAUAAAACCAAACGUUGAAGUAAGCGCUGGAGUCGAAGAGAGUGAUAAUACUGAUAUUAAUGAUAAAGAUGAUUCGAAACCAAGUAAGUCGAUGGUAGUGAGUGAUGUAGAUGGUAGUGAUGAGGUGAGCUCAACUGUCAGGAUAUGUGCAUACUCUGAUAGUUUCAAACAGGAAUCAGAUAACUUAGAUCAUGAACCAGAGCCUGACAAAUUUGAACAAGAAUCAGAGCCAGAUAGUUUGAAAGUUGCAUCGGAUCCGAAUUUUUACGAGGAUGAAGAAAUUGUUUUUAAAGAUGAGCCUAAGCCAGAUCUGUUGGAGGAUUACUCUAAAUCAGGCGUGUUGGGAAAAGAACUGAAACUUGAUAGUUUGGAAAAUGAAGAAAAAUCAUAUGAAGAAUGUGACGACACUUAUGAUGGAACAUCUUAUUCACAAAGUCCCAUCGGAUUGAAAUAUGAACUUAAAUCUGAUUGUAUGGCAGAAGUGGAACAUUUUGACAAACCAACUUCACUUUCGCAAGAUGUUUCUUCAACACAUAUAGUCUGUAAAGAUGAACCCAAGCCUGAAAUAAUUGAGGACAGUAAACCUAAUGAAUUUAAAGCUGAUAGCAUGACAGAAGGGAAACAUUUUGACAAACCAUUUUCUCUUUCGCAAGAUGUUUCUUCAUCACAUAUGGUUUGUGAAGGUGAACCCAAGCCUGAAAUAAUUGAGGAGAAUAAACCUAAAAUAGUGACAAAAACAAAGUCCCCUGCACAAAAGUCAAAUUCAAGUGAAGUUACUAAAAAACCUCGUGUGAGAAAACAAUCUUUAGAUGGUAAGAAAAAAGUUGGACGGAGUUUAGAUAAAGGUCAAUCUUCGAAUGAAAGCAAAGAGAUUAGUUCUCCGUCGCCUGUAUCAGAGGAUAAGAAGUUAAAAGAUUCUGCAUCGAAACCUUUUCAGGAAAUGGAAAAUGUUUCUUUUGAUGCGAAAGCGAUAAUUGAAGAAGAAAAACAGUCGGAAUUCAGAAGCAGAAGUGGUAGUACAGACACAACCGGGUCAGAAAGCGGGUCGAGCUCUAGCUGUCGCCGAAGCAAUAGGAUUAAGAAGCCGGUGGACUCAAUGCCGAGUCCCUCGCCGAUGAGUCAGCCGUCGUCAGCGAUGCCAGAGCAGGGCUUCGAUGCUGACAAACCGGUGAAAGUGAAGUCGAGGUGGCGUCGCACCAGCGAACUCGAAAUGGUCACUCGCCAUCUCUCAUCCUCUUCCCCUUCCUCCUCCUCCUCUGCUCCUCCCUCCAGCGCCAUCAAACCGAUCGUCGACUCCUCCAUGUCAUCCACGGACAGCUCCACUCCCAAAGACGAGAGAAUCAAAGAUGAGAAAAUCGAAGAUAGAUUGAGCCAGUUCGUACAGCUGGCAACCAACGAAUAUCGCACUGCCAGGUCCAGAAGUAAAGAAGCAAGACGUAUGGUAUGUGACUGCACUUUAUCCAAAGAAGAAAUGACGAGAGGGGAAAAAGGCUGCGGCGAUGACUGCUUGAAUCGUCUAUUGAUGAUUGAAUGCGGAUCUCGCUGUGUAUUAGGAGACAAUUGCUUGAAUAAACGCUUCCAGAAUUUUGAGUAUGCAGACGUUGAAGUUAUUGCAACAGAACAGAAAGGUUUGGGAUUGCGUGCAGUGGAAGACAUUCCUGAAGAUACGUUUCUUCUUGAAUAUGUUGGUGAAGUUCUUGACCCAAAGGAAUUCAGGAAAAGAGCCAAAGAAUAUGCUAAAGACAAAAACAGACACUAUUAUUUUAUGGCUUUGAAAUAUGACGCCAUAAUUGAUGCAACGCAAAAAGGAAACAUAUCCAGAUUUAUUAAUCAUGGGUGUGAUCCUAAUGCGGAAACUCAAAAGUGGACUGUCAAUGGAGAGCUAAGAAUAGGAUUUUUCAGUACGCGAGCCAUCAAAAAAGGAGAAGAAAUAACAUUCGAUUAUCGGCUACAACGCUAUGGGAAAGAAGCUCAGCGCUGUUACUGCCAGAGUGCUUCUUGUCGAGGAUGGAUUGGAGAAGAACCGGAGAGAGAGGGAAGAUGGUCGGAGAGCAGUGGGCGCAAAGAAAGGAAGGAGAAGAAAAAGAAGAGGGAUCGUGAUCUUAUCAAUGAUAUUGAUCUUGUAGACGAGGUUGACAAGCUGCUUUCAUCUGGUUUGAAGAAUCGAGCUCAUACUUUGACUCUCUGCCGGGUGAUGAUUCGCAUCGAAGAGCCGGAGCUACGCAGUAAGCUACUGCGCCUCCUCCGCCAUGGCGACACAGCUUGCCAGCGCCUCUUCCUCGACUACCACGGACUCGGCCUCAUCUGGAGCUGGAUGAUGGAUUCCGACUUGACCUUGAACAAAGAGAUAUUGGAAACGCUGGCCAAGCUGCCGAUACCAAACAAAACAAUGCUACAAGAAAGCAAAGUUCUUGGUAUUGUUGAAAGGUGGGCUUCCCCGAAUGAAAGAAGCCAUCUUGAACUAUUAGUCAAACGCCGAAAAGAAAGAAGCCCUUCAGCAGAAGAAGACAGUGAAACUUUGGAUACUGACGAUGGCGAUAAACUAGCCGAAGAACAAACGAAGAAAGAGGAGUCGAAGGAUUCAGAGGCGAAGUGUGAGCCGAUCAAGCCGAGUGAUGAAGACUCGAAAACGGACACAGAAACCACCAACGCCGAAGCUCCAAAAGCAGUCAUAGACCUCGACGCCACUGACUUGGAAAAUAUGACCAAGUUUUCGCAUCUUGCCGCUGGAUUGCUGGAGGACUGGAAAACGCUCAAAGAAGUGUACAAAAUACCGAAGAAGGAACGCAUUGAACAAAUGAAGGAGCACGAGCGUGAGGCUGAUUUGGGUUAUAGAGAGCGGAGAGAUGAUAGGAGAGAUCGUGACAGAGACAGGCAUUAUACAAGCAGAUGGGACAAAUCUUCAAGUGAUUAUGACAGACGAGACAGAGAUCGUGAUCGAGACCGUGACAGAGACAGAGACAGACAUAGAGACCGGGAUCGAGAUAGAGAUAGGGACAGGGACCGGGAUAGAGACAGAGACAGGGAUAGAGAUCGUAAGAGAGGCCGUGAAUCACCAGAUUCGGAUCGCAAUGCUAAGGGAGGACGCGGUGAUGACAGGAAUCCUUCGGCGCCUAAAAUGUCGAAGAGCGAGAGACGACAAUUGUUCAUGCAGAAAGUGGAGGAAGAAGAACGUCAAAAGAAAGAGCAGGAGGAGAUGUGGCAACAGCACCAGGAACAGUGCUUGGCACUGGGCGUGGAUCCCAGUCAGACGGCCGCAUUCGACCCGCAGACUGGCUUCCCCUGCUACUUCGAUCCCCAGACACAGUCCUGGCAACCCUAUCCUGCUGACGGCAGCGUACCGCCUGAUGUGAACAAUAUGAACAAUCCGAAUGCGGCACUUGGGUACGACGUGCCUCCGCAGUACCCGGGCCCGUAUGCGCCGCAAGGUCCACCAGGCCCUAUGCACCACCCGAUGCCCUACGAGGGAGCCCCUCCCCAGUUCCAAGGCCCGCCCGGCCAGUUCAUGGCGCCAGCGCCCUAUCAGAUGCCGCCGCUCGGCUACCCGGCGCAAGGCUACCAGGUGCCACCAGGCGGCCAGUACCCGCCACAGGCCGAGUUUGCGCCGCCACCCUACCAGGCGCCGUUUGCACCCACUCAGCCGCAACCCGGCUACCCGCCCCAACCCUACCCGGCGGGCCAGAUGCUGCCUCCCCCCGUCACCACCGACCUGCAGCCCGAAGCCGCCCCCAUUCCUCCCCCGCCCCCGGCGCCCACUCCCGUCAAGCUGCCGCCCAAGUGGAAGAGUGCCAAGGACGCCGAGGGUCGCACCUACUACUACCACGUGAAGACGAGGGUGUCGCAGUGGCAGCCGCCCCAAUGGGACCCCCAGCAGCAGCAACAACAGCUCAAGGCCACGGCUGACUCUGAGGACGAGUCCUCCGACAGCUCUGAUUCCGACGAUGACGAUUCUUCUGAUGAUGACGAUGAUGAUGAGGAGGACGACGAUGCAGAAAAGAAUGAAGAAGAACAAGACGAGGAGGAAAUGGAUUACGUUGAAGACAAUGAGAUAAGGGAAAGAGAUGCCGAACUCGAGAGUUCAUUCACCGACCAGUUUCUGUUCGAUGAGGCUAAAAAGCGAAGGGACGUUCUGGUCCAGGAACGAAUCAUCAGUCCGAGAACUGAUGCGGAAAAAUCGUCUUACGACAAGAAGCGCUACCGCAAAGUGAAGGAGAAGCUACGCCGACAGAAGGCCAAACUGAAGGAGAAGAUGCGGAAGGAGGGAGGCGGCAAGCACGGGGCACGGCGGGGGCGGCACGGGAGUGGGGGCAGCGGGGGUGGGAGUGGCAAGUCCAAGAGUGCCAGCAAGUGUGAGGCGGACACGUCGAGCGACCCCACGCGCAAGAUCAAGGACAACUUCCGACUCAACAUGGCCGGUGUCAUCGUGCACUACCUCAAUCCCUACCGGAAGCCAGACUGCAAGCUGGGUCGAAUCACCUGCAACGAAGACUUCAAGCAUCUCGCUAGAAAGUUGACACAUUUUGUGAUGCUGAAAGAACUGAAACACUGCCAAAACAUCGACGAACUUCAUUGCAAUGAUAAUGUGAAACAUAAAGCGAGAGACUUCAUAAAAAAAUACAUGGCGAAAUAUGGUGAAACUUAUCAGAGACCGACCGACGAAGAUUAACCUCUUGUGAGAGUGCGUGUGUAAACAAAUAACAUCGACUGAUAGAAAAUGAUAUUUUAUUCUAUUGUUCAAUUGUAGAUGGUCAUAGUGUUUUUAUACCAGGGUAAUUCUUUAUUGAUAAACACUUGAAAGUGGGAAAGUGCUGACUGCAAACAUUUUAGAGGUUGUUCCUACUUCAUAAUCAAUGAAAGUAUUAGGGAGUUAUUUCUAAUAAUAAAUAAUUAUUAUUUUUGGUCUUUUACUGUUAUUUAAGGGGUAAUUAAUGUUCAUGACUUGAAAUAUGUUGUAAUAUUAGAAAUAUUUCAAUGACUAUUAGGAGCUUUUGAUUAUUUUUUUCAUCUGCGUCACACAUGUAACUGUAAUCAUCCAAAUGAUAACAAUGCUACACAUAGGUUUAAUUACAGUGAAGAUGGAAUUUUUUAUACUGUUUCCAUGAUUAUGCUAGAAUAUUCAUAGUCAUCAAUUGUUCGAAAAAGUAUUAAAAUCUAAAAUAUUAUUAUAAUAUAUAAUAAUAUUCACAGUAAAUAAUACAUACUUCUGUAGACUAUUUAUCAAGAAGUUGAAAAUCCUCUACGAUUCUUCUAAUAUUCUAUGAAUAUGCAUCGAUGAUUCAAAGUGACACCUGGGUGUCAAUUCACCAAUAUAGUGUUAUUUCAAUCAAAUAACGAUUUUAGAUUAAAAAUAUUACAUUGCCAAAUUUAGUUGAAAUUCUGUUGAUUGGUUUGAUUUAAUCGUAAUAACAAGUUUUUUAUUCAAAAUAUUAGGACUUUUAAAAUAACUUGAUAACGCUAGUAAGUGUUAAAAUUAAAAAUCUUGUUAUAUUUAGAAUUUAGAUGACUUUUCCAUCACCAAAUAACGAACUAUUAAUAAAUUAUUAAAUUUCACUGUCAUUUUUUCACAGCUCUGAUUUACUUUAUUGAUUCGUGAAUUCUAUUUCUAUGUAUUUUUUUCAGUCUGUAAAAUAUAUUAUCACACUUCGUAUUCUUGCUAUUGAUGCUAAUAAUCAUGCUAUACAUCCGUUGUUGGUUAUCCAUCUUGUUUUCACUGAAAUUAUUACUAUUGUAUUCUCAUAUAACUUUAAAUUGAAAAAAACACUCACAUUCUUUGGUGUGGUGACGACCGUUUCGUGCUUGUGUUGCACAUUCUCAAGCCAAACAGAAAAUUGAAAAUGUGCAACACCAGCACGAGACGGUCGUCGCCACACCAAAGAAUGUGUUUUUUCACUUCAAAGUUAUAAGAAUACAAUAGUAAUACUUUGAAUUUUGAAAAUAUGAAUAUAUUGUUUUGUUUUUUACCAUUAGGAAUGACAAUAUUUCAGUGCUUUAUUGGUUUUACGUAGUAUAAAUUAUCAUUAAAAUUGUUACUUUUAACUGUAUUUGAUUCACGAUUCAUUUUUUUCAAACGUCUCACUUUGUUUUUAAUAUUAUUUUCCUUGAAUAGUUUAUAAAUUAAGUUUAUAAAAACAUACCCAUUGUUGGAGCUAUUCUCCAGUUGUAUAAUUUAAUGUGCGAAUAUUCGUAUUAGUGGUUUAACUGUAGAAUUACUACAAAACUUGGUUCAAAUUUGAAAAUAUCAUUCAAAAAUCUUCAGUUCGAUUGUUCUUUGUGGUAUGUGAUAAUGCCAUUUUGAUUUGAUGAGAUCAAUAAAAUUGUUAUACUGUAAUACAUUUUUGGAAUGAGAAGCAAUUUAUUUUUGACUGCUAUUUUGUUUGCUCAAAGAUCAAUAAUUUCAGAAUUCGAGUAAUUCAACCAGGCAGUUUCUGCCGUAACGCAACUUGUUCUGUUGUAAUGCUACAACGCUUGAUUUUGAUUUUCCCGAAAUAUAGUCACGCAGAGAGUUGUAGAAACACGUGAUUUUUUAUAAACAAUUAUUUGAGGUACGUUGUUCUGAGAUAAAGAUAAGCAAUACAUUGUACAAUCUGUGUGAAGAUAGGUAGCACAUACAAAAAAUUAAAACAAUUUAUUAUUGAGUGAAUAAACGUUUUAUUUAAUAGAAUUUCAAUGAAUUUACAUAAUUUUACUUCAAAAUUUCUAUUGCAAGCACCUUUACUAUAUAUAUAACAAAGUUUGGGUAAUACCUUUGAAACGCCAUACUAUUGAAAACAAACAAAAAAUCAAUUUAUUUACUGUGCAAUAUCAUGGCUAAAUAAUAUAAAUGAAGUGAAAAUAUGAUGUGAUGUAGAAUAUUUAGAUAAUGGAUUGCCUAGAAAACAAUCUUUAAUGAUUAUCGAGAUCAAAUCUGAUCUGUAAAUAUUUUUGAAGGUUAGUGUUGAGAAACACUCUUCCUUCUAAAUUAAAUCGUUUAUUGAAUUGAAUUUUUUUUCUCCUUUUCGAUUUGAAUAGCAACUCAAAGGUAAAAAAUUAAAUUCUUAAUAAUUUAGGCUAAUAAAUCAUAACAUUCUUAAAUAUAACAUUUAUUGAAUACACCAUGAGAUGUAAGCUAAUUAAUGCAUUCACAAACUAAGCACCCUUACAUUAACUUUCUCUCACUCUCACACUCUUCAUACAUACAACAAACUAGAAACAAUUAUGUAGGCUUAGCUUCUCAAAUUUUCAACAAGUAUUAUCACUGAUACAGUGAGCAUAAAUCUUCUGAAUUCUAAUAAUAAUAUACAAUAUUACUCUCAAAAUUAUCAUCCUACUAAUUCUAUUACUUACAGCUGAAAGUCAAGAACAACAAUAGAAUUUCAAGAGCCUAGCUCAAUAAUAUUGUUUUUAAAUAUACAUCUAUAUAAUAAGAGUUCAUUGCUAAACACAAAAUUACUUCGCUGAGUAUAAAAAAGUAUUAUAAUACCUUAGUUGCAUCAAUUCAAACUGGUUACAAUAACAGAGACAAAGAAAAAUGUAGUAAAAUCGUAACUUUAUACUCGCAAGAGAAUAGUCAAUACAUUUCUGAUGUAAAUGAAAUAAUAUUGACUAACAUAAAUUACACAGCACAAAUAUUCUAAUUCGAAUCACAACCAGAUAAGUCCAUUCAAAACUGAUAUACAGUAUACUGUGGAUACAACAGAAUCAAAUAAAUACAACAUUUUAAAAUAGCU
Molecule: messenger RNA, 8776 nt
Organism: Nilaparvata lugens (brown planthopper)
Lineage: Eukaryota; Metazoa; Arthropoda; Insecta; Hemiptera; Delphacidae
Gene: Set2
Product: histone-lysine N-methyltransferase SETD2
Exons: 17
Coding region: 280-5736 (1818 amino acids)
Biological process (GO): regulation of DNA-templated transcription
Cellular component (GO): chromosome; nucleus
Molecular function (GO): protein binding; histone H3K36 methyltransferase activity
Source: RefSeq, a predicted model, not a curated record